Cavenderia fasciculata is the source of this 12669-nucleotide messenger RNA. It is a transcript of the gene vps13E, whose product is annotated as vacuolar protein sorting-associated protein 13 family protein. The record is from RefSeq and is a predicted model, not a curated record. Gene Ontology annotation, biological process: protein targeting to vacuole; protein retention in Golgi apparatus. Bases 1 to 12669 code for a protein of 4222 amino acids. The transcript has 9 exons. NCBI's taxonomy places the organism in Eukaryota, Evosea, Eumycetozoa, Acytosteliales, Cavenderiaceae. Gene Ontology annotation, cellular component: extrinsic component of membrane.
AUGGUAAUAUCAAAAAUAUUACCAUCGAUACUAAAAAAGGUAUUAGGAAACUAUAUAGAAGGAUUAGAUUCAUUAUCAAUUCCUUUCUGGAAAGGAGAGAUAGUAUUGGAGAAUUUACAGUUAAAAAAAGAUAUAUUUGGACAUGAAUUACCAUUCGAAUUACAAAAAGGUGUAAUAAAAAAGGUGGUCAUACACAUUCCUUGGUUGGGAUUUUUAAAGGAGCGUAUCUCUGUUUCAGUGGAUGGAGUGUAUCUGCUUUUUGGAAGAAAGGAUUUUCAUCAAAUUACAACCAUCCCAAAGAAAGAGUCAUCUGGAGCCAAUCCAUUGGCAGGAUUAUCAAGAGAGGAGAUAGAAUCUAUUCAAGAGUCAAUAGACGAGUCACUCGUUGGGGAUCCAAACAUUGCUUCCAAGACAUCACAAUCGUCAACCACUCCCUUUUCAAAGACAUCUGGCCCAACGGAGGGUUUCCUAACUAGAAUGAUAAAAAAUGUGGUCAAGUGUUUGGUAUUAAAAGUUACAAAUGUUCAUAUUUGUUAUCAAGACAUUAAAACAACACCAGAUGAAAUGUUUUCUAUUGGUAUCACUUUGGAGGGUGUCAAUUUUGAAACAACCAACGAUAAAUGGAUCCCUUUGUUGUCACCAGCAUCCAAUCAUCACCAGUCGUCGUCAUCAUCGUCAUCAUCUAACAAUUUUGCAAACUCUGCUGCCACUUCUUCUGCAGCCGCUGCAUCCGAUCAACCAUAUUCAUCGUCAUCAUCGUCAUCGGUUUUAUCUUCAUCUUGUUUUAAAUUAAUAUCACUCUUUCACUUGUCUGUCUAUUGGGAUUCGCAAUUUAGUAAAACCAAAUAUGUUACACCUGCCGAUAUGGAUGUCAUAUUGAUGCACCAAAUUCCUAGACAAAAGAUAAAGAUCGAUCAUAAAUAUAUUAUCAAUCCUGUUAGUGGUUUCAUAAAGAUGAUCAUCAAUGACGUUGAACGAGACAAGGUCACAAAUGAUGGUGUGCAUACUUCUCUAGUGACAGAGAUCGACAUGGUUCUUGGCCUAAAACAAAUAGACAUUCAAUUGAUGGAUAUCCAAUAUCGUGACAUGCUGAAUCUCUUAUUUUUUGUACAUGAUUGGAGAAAGGUACUUCGAUACAAGUCACAUCGUCCAACAGUUAGUGUCAAAGGCAACGCAAAGAUAUGGUGGAAGUUUGCCUACAAGUCUAUUCUAUCAGAUCUUCGAACCAAACGAGAAGAACAAAUGUCUUGGAAAGAUGUCGAAAAGGAAAAAGUAAUGAGAGAUACUUAUAUUAAAAUUGCUUCUCAAAAAUUAUUAAACAAAAAGGUAUCACCAGUAGAAGAAUUAAUAAUAACAGAGAUUGAAAAAAAGUUAUCAUAUGAAGAUGUAAUAUUAUAUAGAACAAUAUCAGAAAAGGCAGUAGAGGAAAAGAGAAAGUCUGAUGUAUCUGGAUUUCAUCAAGUAAAUGAAGGUUGGUGGCUAGGUUCUCUCUAUGGAGGACUUGGUAACUUGGGAUGGUUUGGAUUCGGUAGAAGAAGACAAUCAACAAAUAAUAUGAAUAUAUCUUGUGGUGCCUCGUCUAUUAGUGGAGAGGAUCUUAGAUUGUUGGAAAAGAUAUUAGAUAUUGAUCUAAAAUCAAUGCUCAAUGCAUCAUCAAACAAAAAGAUUACAAGUGACGUAUCGGUCAAGUUUUAUUGCAAUAUUAAAAAGGUUCAGAUGCAAGUACUCGAUUUUAGAUUGGUUGGUGAACCAGUUCCUUUGGCUCAUGUUGAGAUUCACGAAAUCGAUAUGACUAUCUAUGUUUCAAGAUUCAACCAAAAGAUUCAACUUUUAGUAGACUCUGUUCAUUUGAACGACAAGAUUACCACCAACGCUCGUUUUGAGAACCUCAUCUUGGACAAACAACCAUUUGACGAUUAUCACACCGAGGAAAUGAAUCUUUCCUCUUCUACAUCAUCGGUUUCAACCUCUUCUACCCAAGAUACCUCCACCGCCUCAUUCUCGUCUACUGCCUCAACCAACAGCAAAGGUUUCUUAUCAUCGACACAACAUGGUCGUAGAUUUGAUAUUCGAAUGUCUCAACAACAAAGACAAAAGCACCAAUUCAUACCAGACGAACCUCCAAGAUCCAAGAUGAUCAAUCUCACGUUGGAGCUUAAUCCACCAGAUCAGCACCGUGCAACCGACUGGAGUCUUUCGCUCCAUCUCUCGCCAUUCUACUUUAUCAAUAGUAAGCCAUUUGUCGAUACUAUGAUUGCCUUUUUUACACAUGCAUCUCAAGAAGCACUCGAUACACUCAAGUAUUCCUUCCUCAAACACCUCAAAGUGUUGCAAGAGAUGGCAAUGAGAGAGCUUAAACAUCUCUUGCGCAACCAAAAGUCUGCAGAUAUUGACCUCGAUGUACACAUUCCUGGAAUCAUAUUCCCAGACCACGACUAUGAAAAGCUAUUGGUCAUCAAUUCUGGUCACCUAUUGCUCAAGACUCAACCAAUCAGUGCUGGAUGGAAUUGCUCAAAAAUAGUAGAUAUUCUUCAAGCAGACGAAGACAAUGAGCGAUAUAUUCGAUACAAAAAAGAAUUAACUGAACGUGUUGCCUGGUGGAAAGCAAAUUGUACAGUACCUCAGACAAAUGUUCCACUUGACAUGGAUAAAUUCUUUAAAGUAAAUCAGAUACAUAAAUCAACUCUAAAUCAACAUAGUCAAUAUUUUCAACGUCAUCAAGAAUUCAAUAAUAACAACAACAACAACAACAACAAUAAUAAUAAUAAUAGUGAUCAAGAGGCAUUAACAAUUCCCUAUAACCAAGAUACUACAAGUACAUCAGGCAGCGAUAGAUUUGAUAGUGAAGAUGAUAACGUUAUGGAGGAAGGAGAUGGCCAAGAAAAUGUAUUUGAAAAGAAAACAAAGAAUUUUGAUGACUAUUUGGAUGGAGAACAGUCUUCAUUUAAAAACAACAAAAAUGAUGAUCUGACAAGUGGAUCAUUUGAAUCUAGUGAAUGGAACUUUGAUGGUAUAAAUGUCAACAAUUCUCAAUUCUAUGAAGGUAUUUCAUUUCAGUUGACCAAUUUUACAAUUAAAAUGUGCCACCAGUCCCAAUAUCAGAGUAUUAUGAAACCAUUUAGUUUUAAUAUGUUUUUGGAAUUAUGUUCUGAUCCUUUUAAUCUUGACAUUCCUCAAAUAAUAUGCCAUUCAAAUUUAUCAAAUAUCAAUUUUGAUUUGAGUGAUACAUUACUCUAUGAUAUAUCUAGAAUAGUUGGUAGAAAUGGUCUACUAGAAUAUUUUAUAGAUAUGGAUAGAAAGUCUACAUCAGAGCUAUCGGAAAUGUACGAUGUAGUAUCAUUAAAAAAUGAAAAACCAAAGCGUGCAGGAUCAGGAAUUCAUUUAUCUGUCAUUUCAAAUACUAAAUCAAUAUUGCAUGCAAGAAAAAAAACAAAAGAAAAAUUGACACAUAGUAUACUGUUAAAGUUUUUAUUUACAACAAGUGAUAUAUCAAUCAACUUUUUUUAUCAAAAAGAAGAAAGAUUAUCAUUAAAUAUAUCAUCGAUGCGUUGUCGUAGUCUUGCAAAAUUAUUGUAUAUGGAGGUUAUUUUUGAUAUUGCCAGUAUUAGCAUCACAGAUACCCAUUCAACCAUACCAAUUCUAUCCAUAUUUGCUUAUCCAUUCCAAAAACAACAACCGCCACCAUCUUCAUUAGGAUCAGAAUCGCCAUUUGGUAGAAGAAAAAGUGAUAGUGACCACAGGUUAUUGGAAAAGUCUUACAAUGGAGGUAUAAUGGCAACUCAACAAUUGGUAAAUGGAAUGUGUGACAAUCCAAUUGUCCUUCACCUCUCUUCAAUUAGUAAGAACUCAUUGGAUUAUGACUAUAUCGAUUUUAUUGCGUCACUCAAGACUCAAUACGUUAGAGUUAAUCUCCCAAAGGAAUGUAUCGUAGCUUUGAUACAAAUAUUUGGAAAGGCAGUUUCAGAUGCCAAUCGUUUCCACGAAAAGAAAAAGUCAAUCCUAACCAUCGAGGGUUCGAGAUAUGAAGAUUCGUUAUCUCGUCUACUGCACCAUCAACACAGACCAAAGGUUAAGCCCAAGAAGUUGUCUGACCGUUUAGAUGUCACAGAAUUUGAUCCAAAUGAUCUGAAAACAAAGAUAUGCUUACAGGUUCCAAGCUUUUCUUUGAUUCUCAGUGCAAGUGACUUUGAUAUUGCAUCUUUUCAAUUUGACAAGGUCGAUAUUAAUGGUGUAUUUCAAUUACCAUUGUUUGAAUUUAAUUUAUCUUUAGGAGAUAUGAAAUUCUUGGAUUUAUCUAGACCGGAUGGAUUACAUAGAGAUAUUUUAAUUGCACAUCAAUCUCAUCCAAAGCUAGUACCAAUCGUAAAGAUGCAUGUAGUUAGUCACAGUAUGCAAAAACAAAAGGAAUGGGGUCACAAUAGAGUUGUACAGGUCGCUAUUGGAAAGAUUCAAUUGACUCUACUCUUUCAAACCAUUUGUAUGGUAAGAGUAUUUUGUCACGAUAUCAGUACUUCAUUCAAAGAAAGUUUCCCUACUCUAUAUGUUAUCGAACAGGUCAAAGAUCCCAAAGAUACCAAAGAUAAUCAAGAAACCGACCGAGGUGACUUUGAAUCAGAACAACCACAAAAAGAGAUUCUAUUUGAAAGAAAAUCAAUUACCAACUUGGACAUUACAAUCGAUGAACAUACUCUUAUUCUUCCAAAGAAUCCAAAUUCAAAACAAUCGAUUAUACUUAGUGUUGGUAAAGUUUCACUUUGGUUAGAUCAAACUGAUCCUGCUGCCGAUGUAAUCUUUAUGAAAAUCAUUGAUGUUAUGGUCAGUUCAUAUAAUGGUCAAUUAGAUAUUCAAAAUGCUAUUAUUAAAAGACCAAUCAAUGUUGAUCUCAGUUUUGUUUAUUUUUUUGAAACAUCAAAGACAUCUUCUGAAUUAAAGAUUAUGAUGAGAAUUGAAUAUAUUCAACUAUUGCUCAAUCAAUACCAAUACAAUCUAUUGGUAAAUGUUUUCAAUCAAAAUAUCAACCAAAAUGUAAUUCCUACACCUCUAUCGUCCCAAUACUCAAAGGAAAGACAAAGUAAAUUAGUUAGUCUAACUUUAGAUAUUACAGAUUCAGUUAAUCUUAAUCUUGAAGAUGAAGUAACAAAAGAGGAUAAAUUCUUUUGUUUAAUAGUGAAUAAACCAUUAGGGUUUUUAAAUUAUUAUAACAAUGGAGAUAUUGAAAUAUCAUUUUCAGUUGGAGGAUUAGCAAUUAGUGACAAGAACAAAGCAUUACCACCACACCAGGAAAUACUUUCAAUCUCAAGUAGUGAUGUUCAAGAAAUGGUUGAUGGCAGAUUCAGAAUUCUUUCAGUAUCAAAUGGUGGAUCAGUAAAUAGAAAUUCGAUAACAAUUAAUCGACUUUUUAUCUUUAUUGAUUUAAAUUGGGUUGAUAAAUUAAUUACAUUUUUAUCACCAUUAUCAGAUCCAGAGUAUACAAAUAUUCAAAGACCAUCAAUAAUAUCAAAAGAAUGGAUACUUAGCAUGUCAAUUGAAUUAAAAGUGAAAUGUGCAAAUAUAAUGAUUGGUAGUUUGGUAGAUGAAAAGGGAGUUGUUAUGUUGAUGAGCAGUGAAAUGUCAUCUUCUGUUCAAUUUGGUGCAGAUGGUUUAAUGAAAUUACUACUCACUUAUCAAUGUCAUAAAGGAUUAUUGGCAAACAAAUCAACCACCACAGUGUCAAGUCCUCUUGCUAGUGCAAUGAAACACUCCUCCUCAGCCUCUUUGUUUUACCACAAUGGUCGUACCAACUCAAAGCCUGUUUCUCGACAUUAUUCCUACAAUCGAACAGAAGCAAUGUGGGAAUCUCUUCAUAAAAGUGCUAGAAUCUUUAUUGAAGAUUUUAGUACCAACAUUCACAUUGCUCUCUUGCCAGAUGGAAACCAAUUCUUUUUCCUUGAAUUGAACAAUUUGAUCAUUAGUUUUUCUGGUCGAUCAUAUCGUUAUUUGCUUGGUAUCUAUGAAACAUUGCAAACUAUUCUCUAUAAUAGACAAAUCAAGAGCGCAGCCAGUCAAGUCGUUGACAACGAGAGAGCAACUCACCAGUUUAACAACAAUUGUUCUCCAUCAAAGACACCGAUUCCAUAUCGAAAGAAACAAACAACUUUUGAUACCCCCAUUGCAAAGGCAGCAGUCGUUACGACUAGUCCUUCAAUGUCACUUAAUUUACCACAACCACCUCGUGCAAGAAGACCAUCAGUACCAAAUAUUUUGGCAAGACCCAAUUUACAACACCUCAGAGAUGACCAAUCUACCACCACUCCAAAACCAACAAUUACAGAAUCUGGCAUAGUUGUUGGAUCAAAUCAAUCUGUGCCAACUGUCAAUAGUGAUAUGAACAAACUAUAUCAUCUAAAAUGUCGUUCAGCUGAAAUGUUGAGAGUUCAUCAAACCAAAGUCAGAUCACGUCUAAGAAAUAGUAAUGAAUUUAUAGAAUCACCAAUAGAAGAAUCACCAAGAAUAGUAAAGACAACAACUUCAUUACCAUCAGCAACAGCAACAGCAGCAACAGCAGCAGGAAAUAGGGUUGAAAGUGGUAGUUGGGAAGAUGAUUUUGAUGAAGAAUUAUCACCAAGACAAAUUCAAAAUACCAUCCAUAAGAAAGCUAUUACCCAAAUUUCUAUUAGUCUUAAAAAUAUGGAGGUUUUAGUUGUUGACGAUUUGACAAAGAAUCAUAUGAAUACUCCACUUUUCAAUUUCAAGAUGGCCUAUGGAUUUAUCAAAAUGAUGAUCAAGACUAAAAUAGAAAUAGAUAUAGAUGCAGUCAUUUCAUUGGACUAUUUCAACAAUCGUAUUGCUUUUUGGGAGCCUUUUCUCGAACAGUGGAUGUUGAAAUCAUUUUUGACAUUCUCAAAAGAGUUUUCCAUCGAUCUCUCAUCGUCGGAUCUGUUAAAUCUCAAUAUCACCAUCCCAAUGAUGGACAAUCUCAGUUUAUUCCUCACUACCUAUAGUCAAGAAUUUGGUUAUCCAUGGAACUUGAUUGCAAAGCCACAAGAAAAGGAUUUACGAUCAAGUGAGGAAGCACUUAAAGACUCGUUGACUGUAUUGACUGGAAAGAUUAAAAAACUAUCGUCUGGCGAGAAACAUGGAAGUGGUGCUUGGAAGUCUUCCUAUGCACCAUUCUUUGUUCGUAAUCAAACGGGUUCAAGGAUUCGUUAUCGUUUAGAGACUCAUGAAGGAAAACAAGUAGAUGGUGUCUUGAAUGAAUGUGGUGACGGUAAAAAAGUGGUUCAAGUUGAAGGCUAUGGUAUCUAUUUUGAUUUAAUUCCCGGUGAAUCAAUGCCCAUCAAAUUUGCUCCCGAUGUUCAAGUCUCUUUGGAAACAUUCAAUCAGUUGGUAAUGUCUAUCGAGUUAUUGGGUAUCGAAAAGACAAUUGCCGUUCCAAUGGAUAGACUCAAAACUUACGAGUAUCAAGUUCAAUUGGACAGUACCACAUCUACAACUCUUUUUGUAAACGUUUCCAUCAAAAAAGGAACAAAGUUUAUAACACUAAGAUUCCCCAUCAUCUUUCAAAAUAUGACAUCGUUUUCUGUUGAUGUGGCAACCGUUUCAUCUGGCUUUGCCAUUGCUCAACCUCCCAACAUGUCUUCAAUCAUAAAGUCUCGCCAAGUAAGAGCUCCAACCUCUACUUCUCGAAUGAAGGAUGCUCUUAUCAAGAUUAAACCCUCUGGUAACGAAUUCAAGUGGUCCACUGAAACAUUGGAUGUCAAUAAUACCAAAGAUACUGCCAUGUUUACAUCUUGCACAAUUGAUGGAGAAAAGACUAUUGUCGUAAAGUGUCAUGUAAAACUAAAGGGAGGAUGUUCAAUCAUUAGAUUAUGUCCAAUGCUAAAGGUUAAAAACCUAUUACCCUUUCCAAUUACCUAUCAAUUAAAUGGAGGAAGUUAUCCAGCAGCAGUCAACCACUCUAGUGGGCACCACCGCCACCACCACCAUGGUCAUCAUCCAGCAUUAAUAUUUUCAAACAAUGUGACUGAACACAAAUUGGGACCAGAAACAAAGGACGAGGUCUAUGACAUUGGAGUUUUGGAAAAGUUUAAAGUUCGAUUCAAAUUAAAAGAUACGUGGAGCGAAGAAAAAAUUAUUCUAGAACAAUUGGAUAACCAAAAUAUCCAUCCUAUUCAUAUCACUUAUAAUGAUCGACCACUUCAUGUUAAUAUGGAAUUUGAAUCCAUUAAUGGAGUUAGAAAGAUUAUUUUCUACAAUCAAUAUUGGAUAUUCAACAAGACUGGUUUAAAUCUUUACUGUAAAAAAACUUAUCAGUCAAAAGAAUAUAAUGAUGGUACCGUUUAUUUAAAUAAUAAUCAUCAUCAACAACAUCAACAACAACAACAGCAACAACAAAUUAAUCCUCAAAACAAAAAGACAUCCAUAGCUGUAGAUCCUUACCAAUGGUAUGAAGAUCACAACCAAAAGGUCAAUCCAAUCAUGUUUUCAUUCAAAAAGACAAAAGAUAUUGAUAGCUCAAUUCGUCUGCGAGUUGGUCAAGAUUCAGAGUGGUCAAACAAAGUAUCGAUUGCUGCUAUUGGUGACAGAGGAAGAGUUGAGGUAUUUAGUGAUAAAAAGAACUCUAUAUUUCAUCAAUCGCAUCAAGGAACUUCUUUGGCUGUGAAUACACUCACAACAAGAUCAAAGACCACAACCACUACCACCACUACCACCACUACCACCACAAAACAUAUGGCCAAAGAGAUCAAAUGUGAAAGUUCAGAUCGGGUAUAUGAUGUUGGUGUUUCAGUAGAUAUUGCACCUAAUCUUAAAACAAAGAUCAUUGUUUUUGCUCCACGUUAUAUCUUUUUCAACCAAUUCCCUUAUCCACUCAUUUUCAAACAAUUGGGUACUGAUAAUCAAGUACGUGUAGGCACUGGAGAGAAAAUACCUUUUUAUUAUUUCCUUGAACACCGUUCAAAAACAAAUCUUCUUUCAACAAAACUUGACAUGGACUAUGGUGAUGGGAAUAAUGAUGAUGGUUGGUCACCAGGGUUUUUGAUUGAAAAUGUUGCCGAUUAUUCAUUUAAUCUGCCAUCAAAGUAUCAAAUCUAUAGAAAACAGAACCCUCAAAUUGUUGACUCUCUCACACAACAACAACAACAACAACAACAACAUGCAACUCAAGAUUCCUCUUCUUCUUCUUCUUCUUUUUCUUCUUCUGAAUCAAACAACUCUUUAAUCAAUCCACACCAAUUAAAAUAUCUUAAAGUUCAAACAUGUUUGGAAGGUGCAACAUUAUUUAUCAUUGCAACCGAGUUGAAUGAUCCACCCUACAAGAUUAACAACAUGACUCAAUUCCCAAUCCUUGUUAGACAAAAGAAGUGUGGAAAAUCGAUAUUUGUCGGUGCCAAACAAUCAAUACCAUUUGUUUGGGAUGAACCAAUGGACGAACACAUUUUAGAGGUACACUUUUUCUCACAAAAUGUACAAAUCGAUGAUGUUGCCUCUCACAAACUGACAGAAGAAGAAUUGGUUGAUCAAACCAACAACAACAACAAUGAUCAUCCAUCAGCAACGUCAUCAUCAAACAACAAAGUUUUAUGUAAAACCUUUGUAAAGGUUGACAGGAUUAAAAUAUUUAAACCAAUUGAUUUUGGAUAUCAAGGUCAAGCAAUUAUAGUUAAAGCAGUGGUAGAGGCAGAAGAAUCGACAAGAGUUCUUACAUUGACCGAUUCAACUUACCAAGCUAUCGUUGUACCAGAUCAAGAAACCUCAAUACAACAUAUUAGAAUGAAUAUUAGAGGUGUUGGAGUAUCGCUCAUCAAUUCAAACCCAACAGAGUUGUUGUAUGUCUUUGUCGAAGGAAUCUCUACCGACUAUUAUUAUUCAAAUUUCAUUCAACAGAUUGAAAUGAAAUUGGAUAAUCUUCAAAUUGACAAUCAACUCUCAAAAGUCAAUCCCUUUUCUCAUCCUGUUUUACUUUUUGCCUCUGAAAAGAAUGAUCCAAACCUACCAUUCCUUCAUAUUAAACUAAUUAAAUCAAACAAAAUGAAAAAUAUAGAUUAUUUCCAUCAUGUUUCAUUGAGAAUUCAAGAAUUAAAUAUUAGAGUAGAAGAGAAAUUCCUUUAUGUAUUAUUGGAUUUCUUUAAUAGUUUAGAUUUCUCUUUUUGGACAGGAAACAAAAAAACCAAAAAAGCAUUGCACAAUGUAGACAUGUUAAAACCAAUCUAUCAAAAAGAUAUUGGUGAUGGAUUCAUAGACACAAUGAUACAACGUGCUUUACCAUCAAUCUAUGGUAAAAAGAUGUAUUUUGAAACUCUAUCAAUCGAACCCAUAAGUUGUUACCUUACCUUUGAUUUGGCCAAACAAUCUGGUGGAUCAACCAUUCGAGCAUUGGAUGCGCCAAUGGUUCGUGCAUUUAGAAGAAUUGGAUUUGUAUUAGUUAGCUUCCAAAAUGCCCACAUCUUUUUGCAUCAAUUUAAAUUCUCUCAUGCCUUUGGAACAAAUGCAGAGCUUCUCAAUCCACUCUUUAGACAUUAUCUCUCUGAAGGUUUGUCAGAAGCAUACAAGAUUUUGGGUACAUUCAACUUUUUGGGUAAUCCAAUUGGAUUGUUUAAAAACUUUGGUAUUGGAUUUAAAGAGUUUUUUGUAAACACUGGACGUGGUUUGGUUGGACCCGAAGAAACUUCCUUUAGAACUGGUGUAUCGGCUGGAUCAAAGAGUCUUGCCAAGCAUACCGUCUAUGGACUCUUUGAUAGCGGAACAAGACUAUCGUCGAGUGGAGCCAAGGCAUUGGCCAACAUGUCGAUGGAUCCUCAAUACAUUAUAGAAAGACAGUUUAUCGUUGGAGAGACACCAAGCAAUGUCAUUCAAGGGUUUGCUUUGGGCGGAAAGACUGCUGUCAUUGCCUUGCAUCGAGCAUUAACUGGUGUUGGUCGUCUACCUUAUUAUGGUGCCAAAAAGGAAGGAGCUGUUGGUGCCAUAAAAGGUAUCGGAAAAGGUGUUGCUGGUCUUGUACUCAAACCAGUAGCUGGAGGAUUUGAUUUUGUUAGUAAAUUCUCUGAAGGUGUCAAAAACUCAACUCAACUCAAUAUCGAACGACGAAGAAUCAGGUUCCCUCGUCCUCUCUUUUCUGACCUACCAUUACGACCAUAUGACGAUGUUGAAGCCUAUGGUCAAUUCUUGUUCCUUACCAAUAUGAUAUCUGAAGGAAAACUCAAACGCCUAACACCCGAUCAAAUUAACCAGCCUCUCUCAGAGAUGAUAUCAAAAGAUGAAAAGUACAUUCAACAUUUAAUCUACAAAAAUAGACGCACCAUUUUGUUUACCAACAAACGUAUCAUUUGUCUAAAAGAUACAGAUGGAUUCCGUACUAAAUUUGCAGUAAAGUAUGAAUCAAUCAUCUAUGUCGAGGAGGAACAAUAUGCUAUCCGUCUCAAAGUCGACCAAAGUAAUCGUGUUAGAGUUUUGCAUCCAAAAAAGAGAAAGAGUCAUUUAAUUAAAUGUAAAGAUGCUGCCAAGCAUUACAUUUUUGUAAAGAUUCUCGACAUGCUCAAGAUUUAUAGUCCAGAUACAAUGGUAAAUCCACUAAAAGAACAAAAGAUAUUAAAAGGUGAAACUACCACUACCACUACCACUAGUUGUACAACACUGGCCGCCGCUCCAAUUGGACCUAUUGUUGUUCAUCCUCCAAAUCCAAAUCCAAUAAUAGAAUACAGAAAUGUGUCACCUUUGGAUAGAUAUAUUCAACCAAUUAUUGUACAACAAAAUUCUGGAAAGAUUGACCCUAUGAUACAACAUUUAUUAUUGAAUCAUCGUGACCCUAAAUCUGUUGGUGCACCAAUCUAUAUUUCACAACAUCCAAUUGAAUUCCAACACCAACAACGUCAAAUAUUUGUUAACCAACAGGAAAAUCAACAUCAAUCUUUAAGUAUGGAGAAUUCUGGAUAUAAUUAUAAUCCAACCACAGCAAGUACAUACAAAACCAAUAUUCCUAUUGCUCCCCCACCACCUCCACCUCCUCCACCUCCACCUCCUCCACCUCCUCCUCCUUCACCAGCACCACUAUCAUCAACGCAUGGAUUCGAGCCACCACAACCACCACCACCUCCACCAGUGUUUAUUCCUCCUAACGAAACACCAACUAAACCCUCGGUGGUAGUCGUCGCUCCUCCAAUAACACCAAAGCCACCACAAUACCCAUCUACACCACAAACUCAAAGACUAUCACAUAAAACUCCACAUAUAACUACAACUGUAUACCAACAAACUGCAGGUUCCAAGUUUAGAACUCCACUACAUUCGUUACAACAAUACAAACAACAACAAGACAAUAUAGAUGAUCAUAGAGUUGACAACAACAAUGUUGGUGUGAUGACUACUACCACUACGAUAAAGAAUCAACAACAAACGUCACCACAAAGUAUGAUGAUGUUGCAACAACAAAAACAUCAAUCACAACUAGAAAAGAGUAUUCAGAAUAUGAUGCAGAUACAACAAAUGCAAAUACAACAAAUGCAUCAAUUACAAAAGAAUCAAAUCGAGAUGCAAAACAUGUUGUUUAAACAGAUGAUGACCGGAGCUGAUUCUGUCAAACCUAUAGUUCAACCAAUUCAACUUCCCUCUAAUGUCACUAGUACCACUACUACUACUACUAUGUUACCAAAAGUUGAAGAAGAAUUGAAAAGAGCAGGUGACGCUUCACUUUAA